Molecule: messenger RNA, 4230 nt
Organism: Strigops habroptila (Kakapo)
Lineage: Eukaryota; Metazoa; Chordata; Aves; Psittaciformes; Psittacidae
Gene: SHISAL1
Product: shisa like 1
Exons: 5
Coding region: 694-1299 (201 amino acids)
Source: RefSeq, a predicted model, not a curated record
GGAGUUUCAGGUCUCAGGGCCCCCGGGCGGGCACGCUGCCCCUGAGGCACCCGAGGACUAGGCGCCCGAGCUUUGAUCCCUCCGAUUAAACCGUCCCCGGAGAGGAUUGCUUCUUAACAGGCUGCUGAACGUUCCGAGAGUAAUCUAAAAGCACCGCAUCGCUCUUUAUUAGUGUAAUGCUCUUUAAAAUUGAAAGUACACUUAAUCCCCUCGUACCGAGCGGGGGUAGGGAGCGGCGUGUGGAGCCCUGGCUGGGGUAACCGCCGCACUGUCGCCUCCUGCCCCCGUGAAGAGGGGCUGAGCCACCAGUGAGAGAGACCAGCUUCACUGGGAGAACUGCCCCGCGGGCACUGGAGAGCGGGUCCGCACGCCGCCCGCACCUCACCUCCUAAUUCUCCCACCACCACCCUCCCUUGCAGGUGGGAAGUCUCAGUGCGCUCCCUCCCGCGGGAGGGCGGCCGCGUCAGGGCGGCCAGUGCCGGCAGCGGCCGAGCUGCUGGUCUCUGCUCGGCGAGCUCCGCAGGAGGGAAAGGAGGAGGAGGAGAAGGGCACGGGGAGAGCCCCGCACACCGCUAGGUUUCACCUCCAUCGGUGAUGCCGCGGCUGUCACCCGCUCUGCCUGUUCCCCGCACCCCCGGGGGAUGCCGCUGGCUUUCCUAAGGGGAUUCUCUAAUGGACCAAUGAAAGCCAACGAUGACAAGUUGUGGUCAACAGUCCUUGAAUGUGCUGAUGGUUCUGCUUUCAUUACUCUUGUCAGCAGUGUUGUCUGCACAUUUUCGGGUCUGCGAGCCGUAUACAGACUACAAAGGUCGCUACCACUUUGGUUUUCACUGCCCCCGUCUUUCUGACAACAAAUCUUACAUCUUUUGCUGUCACCAUAACAACACAGUAUUUAAAUACUGCUGCAAUGAGACAGAAUUUCAGAGUGUUAUGCAGAUGAACUUAACAGGGAACACAGAUGGAUAUAUGCAUAACAACUACAGUGCACUGUUAGGAGUGUGGAUCUAUGGCUUUUUUGUGGUGAUCUUACUGAUACUGGACCUUUUAUAUUACUCUUCAAUGAACUAUGAUAUUUGCAAAUUUUACCUGGCACGGUGGGGAAUUCGGGGAAAGUGGAUGACACAGGGACAGAGCCAAUGGAUUAACCCUGCUCAGGAUCCAAGCCAAGUACAGACACAGCCUCAGCCAGACACACAGCCUCAAAUUCAGCCACAGCCUCAAACAUCACAGACAGUGCAUACUUUACAAGGAGAUGUUUUAAGCCCUCCCCUGAUGUCUUUUCAGAGUACUUCUGCCUGAAAAUUAUAUUGAUGUGCCUCAAGAUGGGAGAGGUAAGAUCAGACUUCAAGGAGCAGCUUUUAAGAAAAUCAACUAAAUGACGAGAGCUGAAAAAAGGUGAAAAAUACAGGAGAGAAAAAGACUACAAGAAGAAGAUUGAGCAAGUCCCCUGAAAAGAAGCACCAGGCAGAUAGCUUCUAUAGACAAACAAUAUAGAAAGAGUCUCCAGAAGAAAGUAGUAUGUAAGCAAUAUUCUAAUUCUAGACUGACAAUAUUGUCUUUAAAAGAAAGCAUCAUAUUUGAGGAAAUGCUCAAUAGGAAGAAAAUAAAGUUGCUCUGGCAAAUCCACACAAAGGUGGAAAAAUAUCACAAGACAAACCUUUGGUAGACAACAUUUCUUUACCUCCCCAUCCAUCUAUUGCCAUUUGAGCCUAAUCUAAGUGUCAGAAUACUGAAUGUGAGUUUUUCCAAAGUUCUCUGGUGAAAAUUUUGUCACAAUAGGGUAGAUGCUGGCAAUCCUCAUCACUGUUAACCGUAUUGCCAUAUGCAUUACAAGGUAGAGUGAAGCCCUUUCAUCGAGUCAAACUGCAGGAUAUCCACCAUUUCAACCUUAAUACACAUUUUAAGAUCAUUGGCAAUGACUCUGCUAAAACAUCAAACAUCUGAGCACAUCUUGGCUUCAGCUUCACACACCCUCAUGAAGAGGGGACCUUUAUUAAGCAGCAACACAGACACCACCCCCAUACUCACUGAAGCUGAAAGAGAAGCAGAAAAAAAAAAAAAUCAAACUACAUUUUUUCAAAAGCAAUAAUACCAUUGUCUCUCUGCUUUAUAAGGCAAUAGUCAAAUUCCCUCAGCCACCAACUGGCUUUAGAAUUUACCCCUCACAAAUCUAAGAAUUCAUUUGUAAGCCAGAAGGGCAAUGAUGCUACCACAGAAGUAUGAGGAGCACUUGGUCAUUAGGUUACAAUAGCUUGACUUAACUUUCCACAGCAUAGGUUUAUUUUAAAAUCAUACAGUACCAAUUACAUGAGCAAAUCCUGUGAAAUUCAAUUAUUUAAGAUACAUACAUGGAGAACCUGGCAAUGACAACCAAACAGAGGAGUUAAUCUAGAAAUCAUAACACAAAGCCAUGAUACUGUCAAAUUAAUCCUUCAUGCCUAAUUUUUUUUUCCUGCAAAUCUGAAUAACUUUAAAAUACCCACAUAUUUUACUUUAUAACCAACAUGAGGAUCACCUUGUCAAUAAAUAAUCAAGUUUUCCUUUGUACAUCUUUGAUUUGAAUGAAUAUUAGUCUUCUGUUGAACUCAAAAGGGAUAGACUACUGAGUGAUUUAAGCUGACUUACAGCUACCAGAAUGCGUGAUGGUACGUGACUGAAGCCGCACAGGAAUAAAUAGUGCUGGGGGCCCCAACAAAGCUGGAGACCACAGAAGUGGCCUGUCUUCGAAGAAGGCUAAAUCUGAGUAGGAUACCAAUUAUGUGCAUGCCCCUCUUCUUUGCAAACCAGCUCAUAAAAAAUGCCAAGUAUCACCAAAUAAGGGCAGGCAACAGCAAAUAAGAAAGCAUUCUAAUGCCACAGGUGUGAGUACCACCCUGCAGGCAUUAGACUCCAUUCUGUCCUAGGUAAGCUUUAGGCCUGGCCCAUUCUCAUUCCUCACAAAAGCUCCUCUUACCCACCUCUGCAUACAAUUUAGCUUGUACAGCCAUAACAGAGCUGCCACAGCACAACUGGGGUGUUUCACGUUGCGAGAAACAUAGCAGUUCAAAUAAAACAGAGUCAGUAUUUUUUAAAACUUGAUUGACAUUAAGGCUAAGAGAUUCUAGUUUUCUAAAAAGUAUAUUUCACCAGAGCAUUGCAGAACUAUUCAAAGCACUUCAGCUGGGAACAAAAAGGACCCCCAGAAAACACACGCUGUAAGUAGCUUGCAGACAGCUGGCAGACAGUCUGAAAUUCUCUCUGCUUGAUGAUAAGAGCUUCUGAAUGGAAAGGGUCAGUGGUCCUGGCAGUGGGAGAGCUGAAUCUGGGAGUUGUAACACCAUGCUGUUAGUGCCAGCUUGCAAGAAACACAAAGGAAACCAAGUAGCUGAAAGCAAUGCCAUCCAUGCCUCUAACAGCAUCAUGUCUUCUCACACUUCUCAUUGGCUCCAAGAUCCAUAACCCCUUGCAAACACCCAACAAAGUACAUAUCUAUAAUAAUCAGUUUUACCUUGGGCACUUUGCAGUAACUGUUUGUUUCUUUUACCUUCUACCAGCACCUACUUUCAUUGCAAGUGAUGACCGCCACAGAGAGCUUUGUAAAAAGCUGAUGUUCAUGAAAGAAUUUGUAUUAGAUACUGGUUUGUGUGACUUACUGUAUUUUGUAAGGGUUUUUUUCCCUUUGGGAAUUGUGCGUUAUUAAUGAGCAGUUUUAUGCUUUACUUCUAGUAUAUGUAUACCUUGUAAUUGAUGUGCUUUUUGUUUGUUUGUUUGUUUGUUUUCUUUUAUUCUCUAUACAGAGCCAGUUAAUAUAAGGUAGAUAAUCUCUGGCUGAAAUUCUGAUUUUGCCUACCAGUUAAUUUAGGGAUAAAUCCAUGUCGUAGCUGAUAAACCACUGAUCAUCAAUUGUGUUGUUAUAAUAAUCUGAUAGCCUCUUCAGUUUAGCAGAAUGUAAGAUUCUGAAUAAUAUUAAUGCUCGUUGGGCCUUAGAGUAAAGAGAAAUAGUGUUUUCCUACUACCAUCACUAUUGGCCCUUCUCCCGUAGUGCUUGCAACUUUGUAAGAGAGCACUAGCUAAACACCUGAACAUCCCAACCAUCUAUGUAGCUGUGCUCUGAUAACCUUCUGCAUUUACCUGAUCGAAAUCAUGGUGACUCAGAUAAACUACAAUGAAUUCUUCAAUUAUUUCUGAGGAAAGAGACUUAUUUGAACACAAUAUUUCUCAAAAAAAAAAAAAAAAAAGGACUAAAGUAGA